Enterospora canceri is the source of this 441-nucleotide messenger RNA. The record is from the annotation of a GenBank genome assembly. NCBI's taxonomy places the organism in Eukaryota, Fungi, Microsporidia, Enterocytozoonidae.
AUGAACUAUAAAUUCUAUGGGGAGAAUAGUGCACUAUUUCUACAGUACUUGACUGCAACUGCUGUAGUCUCAUACAAGUUGUCUCAGAAGAAGGAGACCGAUGCGUCAUUUCGGGUGUUCAUCAACGGCAGAGACAGCACAGACGCAUUCGAAUUCUACGCCAUUUCAUUGCAGAAUGAGGUUAUGAAUUGCCAGAUAUUCGUAGAGACACUCUCGGAGCAGACGACUGAGUUGUACGAGAUUGUGAUAAAGGGAAUAGGAAUGCUACUCCAUAGAAGUGGACUGGUGCCCAGGGAAGCUGUCUUCUUUGCGAUCUACAAAAAUGGGCUAUUUCUGGUACUGAAUUCACAGGGUGAAGUUGUAAAAUGCAUUUCAGGGGGAGAGAAGCAGCCUGUGGAAUUCAGGGAGGAAUUGGAUGAGUUUUAUGCACAAAUAGUUUAG